UAUAACGUGGCAGCAGACAGUUUAAAAACUUUGGACGAUGGUACUAUCAAACAGACAGUUCAUUUCAUAACACACUUAAUUCUUAUCACUGUAUGGACAAAAAAUUAAGAGUAAUACAGAUUGGACCUAACACUUCAAAAGAUAUUUUUUUGUAAACGAACAAUAGUUGGAAAAAAAUUUACAAUGUUGCAGAACUUGGAUUCAGAAAUGGCAAGAUUUUUUAUAAUCACCAUGGCAACUGUUUGUAGCCUGGGAACAGCUACAACAAAAAAUGUACACAUUUUACCAGGAGGCUGUGACUUUUAUGAGGAAGUUGAGGCAAGAUUUCCAUGUGGAGAGGAAGGAUACGUUAAUGCCAUUGGGAAAAAAAUCUGUGAUGAUAUGCAUAAAAAGGUCAUGAAGGUCCAACCUACCAGGGAGUACAAAGAACUUAAACUUUGGUUCGAUAAAACUAGGAUUUGUUUACAAACUGAGAUGUCAAAAAAGAUUAAAUCUGGAGAAACUGACUGUGAUGCUAUUAAAAAUAAUGGGGAGAGCCAUCACGUUAAAUGCAUAGUGGAGCCUGAACGCAAGGGAAAAUCCAGCGUAUGUAACCUAUCACCUGGAAAUGUUGAUGUAAUCUUGGAUACAGUGCUUCCAAUAAUUAACGCUACUUCGUUGAAAAGUCUCGACUCUAUUUCAAUAAUCACUAAAUGCUGGAUUAAAGAACCAGCUAAAAUGGUUGGAAUGGUUCAUCAACAGAUCCGACUACUGGAUACAACUAUAGGUAAACUGGGGAUCGGUUGUCUAAUACUGGUAGAGAGCAUUAUAGUUCUGACUGUGUUGUUGUGCUGUAAGAAGAUCUGUUGUUGGAGACGGACCCCUGAUCUUAUUAGUCCAAUAUACAUAAAGAAAUCAAACUGAGAACUAUUUAAAAAAUAAUUUCAUGUACAUAUACUGUGCAUACAAGACCAUUAUUGUAACAAACUUUGAAUCUUUUACAGCAGGAUUAUAAAAAGAAAUUCAACCCUCUUAUUUUGGAAUAUCUUUCUUAUUCUGUCUAAUAUGACAGAAUCUUCAUGAGUCUUCUUGUGAAUAUGGAUUAUUCAACAUUGCAAGAGUGACCAUUGUUUAUU
Molecule: messenger RNA, 1115 nt
Organism: Owenia fusiformis
Lineage: Eukaryota; Metazoa; Annelida; Polychaeta; Sabellida; Oweniidae
Source: the annotation of a GenBank genome assembly